Dipodomys ordii (Ord's kangaroo rat) is the source of this 4136-nucleotide messenger RNA. RefSeq names its product scavenger receptor class B, member 2 (gene Scarb2). Gene Ontology annotation, cellular component: membrane; cytoplasm; lysosome. The transcript is spliced from 14 exons. The record is from RefSeq and is a predicted model, not a curated record. Gene Ontology annotation, molecular function: scavenger receptor activity. Gene Ontology annotation, biological process: receptor-mediated endocytosis; protein targeting to lysosome. The coding region runs from base 1 to 1605 and encodes 534 amino acids. NCBI's taxonomy places the organism in Eukaryota, Metazoa, Chordata, Mammalia, Rodentia, Heteromyidae.
AUGGGUCGCUUUUCCUUUGGCCGUUGUGCUAAUCUUAAAGGAUCUUUGCUAUACCUGGAGCAGCAUCCUGUUCUUAGAUGUACCCAAAGAAUGAGGAACAUCUGGGCCUACGCACCCAUCAGUAACAAUAAUCGCAUCAUGCUGAAAGGGCGUGUAACACUCACCACCCUUGUUUCAAAUCGCUCGAAUCGCCAAAUAACAGGUUCCUUUGCAAAUAAACAAGGCAAUACCAACGACAGAAACCACCAGAUUGAGUUUCAAAAUACGCUGCUUUCCUGGACCUCCAAUAUGGUGUUGCGGAAUGGUACUGAGAUCUUUGACUCCUGGGAGAAGCCCCCUGUGCCUGUGUAUGCCCAAUUCUACUUUUUCAAUGUCACCAACCCAGAGGAGAUCCUCCAAGGAGAGAAACCUCGGCUAGAAGAGGUGGGGCCAUACACAUACAGGGAACUCAGGAACAAGGCAAAUGUUCAGUUCAGAGACAAUGGAACAACAAUAUCUGCUGUUAGCAACAAGGCAUAUGUUUUUGAAAGAAAUCAAUCUGUUGGAGACCCUAAAGUUGACUUAAUUAGAACCAUAAAUAUUCCUGUAAUGACUGUCAUAGAAUGGUCCCAAAACCACUUCAUCAGGGAGAUCAUCGAGGCCAUGCUGAAAGCCUAUGAACAGAAGCUCUUUGUGACUCACACAGUUGAUGAAUUGCUCUGGGGCUACAAAGAUGAGAUCCUGUCUCUCAUCCAUAUCUUGAGACCCGAUAUCUCCCCCUAUUUUGGCCUGCUCUUUGGGAAAAAUGGGACAAAUGAUGGAGACUAUGUUUUUCUAACUGGAGAAGACAAUUACCUUAACUUUACAAAAAUCGUGGAGUGGAAUGGAAAAAGGUCACUUGACUGGUGGACAACAGACAUAUGCAAUAUGAUUAAUGGAACAGAUGGCGAUUCUUUUCACCCAUUGAUAACCAAGGAGGAGGUCCUGUAUGUCUUCUCUUCGGACUUAUGCAGGUCGGUGCAUGUAACAUUCAGUGACUUUAAGAGCAUUCAUGGACUGCCUGCCUUUCACUAUACGGUGCCUGCUGAAGUCCUAUCUAAUACCUCUGACAAUGCUGGCUUCUGCCCACCCAGUGGCAAUUGCCUGGGCUCAGGAGUGUUGAAUGCCAGCAUCUGUAAGAAUGGUGCUCCCAUUAUCAUGUCUUUUCCACACUUCUACCAAGCAGAGGAGAAGUUCACUUCAGCCAUACAUGGCAUGAAUCCAAAUAAGGAAGACCAUGAGACAUUUGUGGACAUUAACCCUUUGACUGGAAUUAUUCUCAAGGCUGCCAAGAAGCUCCAAAUCAACAUUUAUGUCAAAAAAAUUGAUGACUUUAUUGAAACUGGAGACAUUAGAACCAUGGUUUUCCCAGUGAUGUAUAUCAGUGAGAGUGUUCUCAUUGAUGAAGAGAAUGCAAGGCAACUGAAGUCUAUGAUUAACACUGCUAUGAUCGUCACCAACAUCCCCUACAUUGUUAUGGCACUGGGUGUGUUCUUUGGUUUGAUCUUCACCUGGCUGGCGUGUAGAGGACAGGCAUCCAUGGAUGAGGGAACCGCAGAUGAAAGAGCACCCCUCAUACGAACCUAACGGAAGAAACUUAAGCAUCAUCUAAGCAUGAUGUGGGCUCUCCUGAUAUGGACCCUACCAGGGAAAUCCCAGCAUCCUCAGUCUGUUGGGAGGAGGGCGAAGAUUCAGUGUCAGCAAAUGACAAGAGUAUCCUGAGCAGAGCCUAAAGAGCAGGCUGAUAGGCUGGCUAGUGUGCUUCAUAAAAUCACCUGGUCUCCAAAAUUAUUUUCAUGUGUCUAGCAAGUAUUUAAUAAAUUCUUGUAUAGUACCUUUGAUGUUGGGUUCUGAUAGCUAUAGAAUUUUGUGACUACUAUUGUAGAUAUGCCUUCACAUCACUUGUUAAAGCUACAUGGGCUAACAUUAUUUGGUAUGCUUCUUUCACCUAACUUUGUGAGCAAAACACAUGUGUAUCUCUUUAUGUUGUAUUCUUCCAUUUCAGUCCCUGAAAAGAAGUCAGAGUUCGGAAUCCAGGGUAAAAUGUAGCUUUAUCCUGUACACUGCUGAAAUGAUACAAUGUCCUCUUUUAAAGCAUUAUGUAUUGCAUUUCAUGCUAAUCUUCAGUCUAGAAUUCAUCCAGGAAAAUUAACUAGGUCUUCUGAGUGCUUGUACAAUGUGUAGGAAUCAAGUGAAGAAGGGUCUGGGAUGGGGGUGGGCACCAGUGAGUGGAUAAGGAUUAACUCCUAUGGAUUUCUAAGUAGUGCUUUCAUGAACCAAGCGAAUGAAUAAAUGUUGUUGGUAUUAAUGCAGAUCUUUUGUGAAGAGAAGAACUAAAAUGUUAGUUAUGACAUCUCUAGACUAUUAGCUGUUAUUUUUAGUCAGAAUUAUCUUGCUAUAGAAAACCUGCUUUGGGGAGAAUGUAAUGGAUGACUGUUUUACAACCCCCCAGUCACCCUGGCCCAAUAUGAUUCUGUACUGAUUACCAUAUAAUAUGGGAUUAUUUGUAAACUUACUAUAGGAAAUCUGUCAGUAGCCUGAGUUACACACAGACUCAUCACUGCCUUGAUUAGAGUGACAUUUCUUUCUUGCUAACUUUGAGAUUAUUUUGGUAAGUUCUUUCUUCAGAGUUGGUUUUCUCCAGUGUUACGUGUUCAUGAUCACUCACUAAGUAGAGGGAAUUGUGCCCUACACAUUCUGUGACAAUCAUGGUGCCGAGAAGAUUGCAGAGGGUUUAAAAUAUUGCACAGGAGGUUCUUUAAGGAUGAAAGUCCCUUGGGACCAGAAGCAGAGUCACUUCUCUUCAGAAGACUUCUUGGCUUCCAGUAAAACCAAAGGCAGACAACGAGCCACUGUUGGGUCACAAAGUUCAGUUCGCAGGUAUAUGUAAGGGCAUUUUUCCUUGAUUCUCUAAGUUCAUAAUGUUUAAUUGAGACGCUUGUACAGUUUAUCUAGCAAAGUGCUUAUAGAAUUUUCCCAAGAACAGAAUCAUACUAUGGGUUUCAUUUUUGUUGUUUUGUUAUUUAAAAUUGGAAUUUAAUGUAAACAAAUGAAAAAAAUCAGGGAUUUCCCUUACAUAGCUUCUUAUCUAUGUUUGGAGGUCAUAAAUGGCUUUAAUUUCCCAAUGUAAUGCCCCAAUUUUCCUAUGUAUACCAUAUGUAAUGUUUUCCCCUUCUUAAAGGGACAAGUCAUUAAACUUUCAACUUUUCUAUAAAUCAAGAUAGAACAGUUACAUACCCUGAUUCACCAAACUGUGCAAAAGCUAAACUGAAAAUAUUUGGUCUUCAGUAAUGCCAAAUAUCUAAAGUUUUUUUAAAAAAAGAAUUUAUCAAUAUUUAACUAGAGAAUUGGCAUGCCUUAGUCUGUGUGCAUCAACUUAUCCACACCAAUAAAUUGAUAAACUAAUGCAUACUCACUGAUUCAAUCCUAUGUUCAGGAUAUAAUCAUCUAGGGGUAGAUUUUUAAAUGCUGUAAAUAAUAUCGGUUAGUGAUAUACACAUUUAGACUGAUUCUCACCUGGCAAGGAGGCAAAAAACAUAUUAGGUCCCUAUUCACAGGAUGAUCCUUAACAGUGAUGACUUAAAGUCACACUUGAUAUUUUCUUUUUGAAAAUAAACUGUAGUCAAAAUUACAGACCGCCUCGGAAUGAAGUAAUGUACCCAUUUAUUUGGGGAAAACCCUCAAGAGUUUUGUAAAUUCUGACAGCAUUGUUUCCAUCACAGAAUGGCAGGCAGGAAAAUGGGAGCUGAGCACAGGAUAGGACAUGGGCCUUGCCACUUUUUAUCUCCAUGCUUUCCUACUGGACUUUAUUUCCUCAUGUUCUAGAAAGAUCAACUGGAACCAGCACUACAUGACUAACCCCUACUGGGGUUUUUACUGAAGGGAGGCUAAUUUUUAACUUAAAUUGUUGAGAUAAUGAAUUUUGAAGAAAAAAAAAGAAAGAAAACAGUGACCCUUACAGUUAGUCCUUGGUGAAUAGAGAAAAUUGCUUGUGCCUGUCUUUCAGAAUGCUUCAGCAGCUGGGAUCGUUGGUUCAUUUCAUGUGAUUCUUAACCUAUUUUAUUCCUAAACUUCAUGCAAUGAAAUGUUUUACUAAUAAAAAAAGUUUAUAUAAAAUU